Molecule: messenger RNA, 3175 nt
Organism: Hyalella azteca
Lineage: Eukaryota; Metazoa; Arthropoda; Malacostraca; Amphipoda; Hyalellidae
Gene: aft
Product: cap-specific mRNA (nucleoside-2'-O-)-methyltransferase 2
Exons: 6
Coding region: 94-2610 (838 amino acids)
Biological process (GO): 7-methylguanosine mRNA capping
Cellular component (GO): cytoplasm; nucleus
Molecular function (GO): methyltransferase cap1 activity
Source: RefSeq, a predicted model, not a curated record
UUACGCCUUAUCUGCCUACAGAAACAGUGACGCCUAUGUUGUCUCACUGAUUCCUUCUCUCUUUCCUUAUAACAGAGCUGACUAUGAGACAAGAUGGAAGAAAAUGGUGGGAGUGUUGAACUUGAAACUGAUUAUGAUGAUCAAAAUGUGUCGCUCCGUCCUAAUUGUGAACCGAAAUCACCGAUGGUUGAAAAUCUUAAUACGGAAAAUGAGGCUGUGGGUUUAGAACACAAGUCUUUGUUGGGAAGAAAAAGACAUCAUUCAACAAGUGAGGACAUGGCAUUGAGUUUUCUUCAUAUGCAGAGAAAGUCUCAGCAUGACCGAGGUCACAAUUUGAGCCUUCCACCUGAGCUAAGUCUCCAUUCAAGUCCUCUGCAUAUUGAUUCCAGGAUCUCAUGGAUUAAAUCAAAGGCUCAUCUAAGUUCUGAAGCAAUGUUGGAAGUAAAUCUGUUUUCAGAAAAGCAUUGCAGCAAGCUUUUCUCAUUGAAACCUGCUGACUCCCAUUGCAAUGUUGCAAGAACUCUCUUCCAGUUACCUCCAUCACAGAGAGUCUUUUCUCAUCCUCCAUGGCAAGUAGAAAAACUUCAACAACUGAAGGUUGAAUUGAAUAAAGUCAAAGGUGACACUGAGCGAGGAGAAGAUUUGUCAUCAUGGACAGACCAUACCUUCAGAGUCAACCCUGCUAUGGCAGUUUUCAAGCGUGUCAAGGAGAAAGCCAACCCUGAAUUCAUAUCUCAAGCAUUCCUGAAGUUCUAUGAGGUUUUGUGCCAGUUUCCUUUAGUGCUGCCAGGCACAGACAGCCUAAGCUCAUUGCAUUUAUGUGAAGCACCAGGAGCCUUCAUCAUUGCUCUCAACCACUACAUCCAAUACCACCAUCCUGAUAUUCAGUGGGAGUGGCUGGGCAACACGCUGCACCCUCACUACGAGGGCAGCAAGGCGAGCGAGUGCAUAUCAGACGACAGGAUCAUCCUACACACCCUCAUGCACUGGGUCUUCGGCAGGGACGGCACCGGUAACAUCACACUAAGAUCAUGUCUAGAAGAUCUCACCGAUCGCUGCAGUAAAUUGAAGGAGCCCGUGUCGUUGGUGACGGCAGACGGUAGCAUAGACUGCCAGGACAACCCAGGGGAGCAGGAAGUUACGACGAAUCAUCUGCAUCAGUGCGAGGUGCUCGCUGCUCUCCAUCUCCUCAGCCCUGGCGGCAACUUGGUCGUGAAAAUGUUCACAUUCUUCGAGUCGAGCUCAGUGUGCCUUCUGUAUUUGAUUUGUUGUGCCUUCUCCGAAGUCCAGGUUUUUAAACCUAUUACUAGCAAGCUUGGAAACUCUGAAGUUUAUGUUGUAGGUUUAAACUAUGUCGGUCGAGAAGAAAUUUCAGUCACCCUGGAUGAACUCCUCAAGCAUUAUCUUCCUCAGGCUCCUUCUAUGUCGAUGUUUGCUCUCGAGGAUAUUCCUUCAGAAUUCGUGAAGGUUGUGGUAGAGUGUGCUCGCUUCUUCAAGGAACAUCAAGAAAAUGCCAUUGAAAGAAACGCUCGUCUGUACUUAGACACUAGUGAAGAGGCAGAGUCUGCGUGUCAGAUUGUUCAGGAGUUGGUGUGGAGAAAGUUUCAGGUACGAAACCCUAUUGGCCCCAUACCUACAAACCGUCGCAUCUUGCAGGUGGAUGUGAGAUGGGAUGGAAAUGUUCAUCCUGAUUUCGGAAAACACAAGAGGUGGUCAGGCUGCAUCCAAAGAUUGUCAGUGGAUAAAAAACUUGAUCGCAUUUCUGAAUUGCUGCUGGAUUUUGUUGAGGCUUAUGCCUCUCGAGAACACCGAGAUCUUUACUACAAGACUGAAGAUUCCAUAUUAGAAAAUUUGCGACUGGUCAAAGGGUUACCUUUUCAGCAAGUUGGUAAUUCUCGAUUCUGCUGUGAAAGGUCGCUUAAUUUGUACUCCGUUCUUUCUAGUCUCAAAUGCGAACUCGUCAGCGGAGAGUUGCUUCAAAAUAAAAUGGAGAACAAGUCACAGAAAGUUUUGUAUCUUCAAGGUAACAACAAAACAGAUCACGAGUCCGCACUAUCGGAUUUCAACGACGAUACAAAAAAACUUGUUGAGUCUGUGAUGAAGGACUAUCCAGAUUGUACCUUCUUAAUAGACGAGUAUCCGGAUGGCAGUGCUGGCCCUGCCCCAUCGUGUGAUGUUCUUGAUCGUCUACACGAGCUGCUUGAAAGCCAUUCACUGCCAGCAGGGGCCACGGUGCACCUCACGAACAUGCCUCUCCUGACUAGGCUGCAGAACGGUCUCUUCGUUGUGCUUUCUAGUUGCUUCAAAAAUGUUGAUCUACAUCAGACGCUUUAUCACUUCCUCAACUCAGGGCAAUCUCUUCCUCCAGUGUUAAAGCUUGAGAACUUGAAUCUUGAUUCUGCGCGUCGCGUUCUGGAUGCACUAAAAGACGUCGGUUGGAGCCGUGGUGCUCACAAACGUGGUGUGAUGGAACUGCUCGACACUUUCUCUCUCAUUCACAACGAUAGCCACAAAGUUGUCUGCAGAUACAACUCGAACUUGAUGCUCAUUUGGUCGUCAGAUCUUCUUAAACAAAUCAAAAACGUUCGUGGUACUUUAUGCAGAACUUGAAUUGACAAUGCACAUUAAUGAUCACAUCCAGUUAUUACACACCUUUUUGCCAUCAUUUUAACUUCAUCAAAUCACCUUAGUUACAAGUAACUUGAAUUAAAAUUUUCGAUUGAAAGAAAAACGACUUAGAACGUAACUUAUGAAUUGAAACCAUGUGUAUGUGCUCCAGUAAAAACAGCAUUCUCAAAAUUGCAUUAUUUUGUUUAAGUUAAUGUAAAGGUAGGCUUCAUAAAUGACGAGUUAACAGUUUGUUGAUGACAACGGCCUAAGCUCAAAUAUCUAGAAGUGCAUGUGUGUUUGUAGCACGCCUGCGAUUGGCUGUUUAAUUGAUAACGUGGACUGUGGUUGAUUGAGGUAUGGGUCUGAAUAUGAUUACUUGCGGCGAGUGCCUUGACUAUCAUUCCUGGCAUAUGUCUAUUGAUUGAUAACAUCAUUUAUUUCGUGAUUCUGAUAGCAUCGUUAUUGACCUUAUAAUUUUGUGAUCAUUUUACCUCUGCCAAAGUAUUGUUUAUUAUUUGCAUCGUUUAUAUUAUGCGGAUGGUUUUAAAUGAAAUUCAUUACUUGA